AUGAGUGUGGACCCGGACUGCCCCCCAACCCUGUCUUGCUCCGAAGCAGCGGAAUCCGGGGACCCUUCGCCGAAGCCUGAGGUUCCGGGGCCUGCAGAAACCUACGACUCCCCCCAGAUGACCGAGGCCGACGUGUCCCUCUGCGAAGCUGCCUCUCCCUUCCCUUCCUCCGGGGACCUGCACGUCCAGGAGACACCCGACUCCUCCACCAGCCCCUGUGUCCCCCUGCCUGACUCCCUGGAGGCCUUGCCCAAGAAAGGGGAGGUGAAGGUCCGCAUGAAAAAGCAGAAGGUUCGCACUGUCUUCACGCAGACGCAGCUCUGUGUGCUCAAGGACCGCUUCCAGAGGCAGAAGUACCUGAGCCUGCAGCAGAUGCAGGAGCUCUCCAGCUUCCUGAACCUCAACUACAAGCAGGUGAAGACCUGGUUCCAAAAUCAGAGAAUGAAAUACAAGAGAUGGCAGAAAAGCAACUGGCAGAACAGCGCUGACGCACCUCAGAAGGGCCCGGCCCCUGUAGAGUACCCAGGUACCUGCUCCAAUUAUGCCCAAGGCAACCUGGUGAAUACAUCCGGGAACCUUCCCAUGUGGAGCAACCAUACCUGGAACAACUCAGCAUGGAAUACUCAGUCAUGGGCCAACCACUCCUGGAACACACAGACGUGGAACUCGCAGACAUGUAACAUGCAGACGUGGAACGCGCAGACCUGGAAUGCGCAGACCUGGUACCCCCAAGGCUGGAACAGCCCAUAUCCCAGUUGCGGGGAGGAACCACUGCAGCCCUGCCUGCCCUUCCCGCAGAGUUUGCCUGCCAAUGACUUGGAGGCCUCACUGGAAGUCGCUGGGGACAGCCAGAAGUACUUAAACAGCCCCCAGGCCCUGGAUCUGUUCCUGAAUUAUGCCAUGAGCCUGCAGCCUGAAGACCUGUGA
Octodon degus (degu) is the source of this 927-nucleotide messenger RNA. RefSeq names its product Nanog homeobox (gene Nanog). The transcript is spliced from 4 exons. Gene Ontology annotation, biological process: regulation of transcription by RNA polymerase II. NCBI's taxonomy places the organism in Eukaryota, Metazoa, Chordata, Mammalia, Rodentia, Octodontidae. Bases 1 to 927 code for a protein of 308 amino acids. Gene Ontology annotation, molecular function: DNA-binding transcription factor activity, RNA polymerase II-specific; RNA polymerase II cis-regulatory region sequence-specific DNA binding. The record is from RefSeq and is a predicted model, not a curated record.